Diorhabda carinulata is the source of this 2480-nucleotide messenger RNA. Its product is annotated as connectin-like. Gene Ontology annotation, molecular function: protein binding. Lineage: Eukaryota; Metazoa; Arthropoda; Insecta; Coleoptera; Chrysomelidae. Bases 310 to 1752 code for a protein of 480 amino acids. The record is from RefSeq and is a predicted model, not a curated record. The transcript is spliced from 7 exons.
GUGACAAAAAAUUUCCUAUUUGAUAGUGCUGAAAACAUUUUUUGUUUGAAACGGUCAGUUUCUGCAAAAAAGAACAAGCACGUCUUUUGCAUCUUUGCAAAGAUGUUUAGAACGCAAAAAACUUGACAAGCUCCUAGUGAUUCGAUUUGUAACAAAAAAAGGCACGUGUUCGUUCGUUGAAGGUUGCGAAUUGGACGGGAGAAAAUAUUUAUGAGGAAGAGCUACACAGAUGUAUAUCGCCAUUUUUCCUAGCCUACCAAGAACAGAAACUCCUAAUCUGAUACAAGGGUGCAUUUAAAAUCAGAAUAUAUGUCGAAAACGAUAUUUGGGGUUACCAAUAUGAAGCUGGCUACGGUUCUGGCAGUUUUAUGGAUAAGUGAAGCUUCUCUUAAAGAGCUUCGUUUGCGUAAAGGCAAACUAGACACUGUUCCAACUAACAUAUGUAAUCUAGAGCCAACACACAAUGACAAUAUCCGGUGUUUUUGUACAAAAGACAUCUACCAUCAGAUCUCUUCUGCUGAAUGCUGGAUAUUCGGAAAAGUCACUAGAGACAGUUUUAUGUGGAAGUUACUGGUGGAAAGUCAACCUUAUCUUGCGGAGUUUAAUGUUAUUUCCAGUAAAAAUGGCGAUUUGAGCAGUAUACCUUUCGAUUUCUCCUCUAAAAUGCUGUUUUUGAGAAAUCUAACCAUAAAUUUUGGUUCAAUAGAUACAAUUGAGAGAUUUGCAUUUGGAAAUUCAACAUCAUUACAAAAACUUAUUCUAUCAAAAAAUCAGAUCAACUACCUAGAGCAAUUCUCUAUAUCUAAUCUGUUGUCGCUAGAAGAAUUGGAUUUAAGUGAAAACAGAAUAAAUUUCAUACAUUCUGCUGUUUUUUUGAACUUACCGCAACUGAAGUACGUACGUUUGAACAAGAACAAUAUGAGUAAAAUAGAGGAUAAGGCGUUCGCCGGUUUGAGUAGUGUCUUGGAAUUGGAUUUAUCAGAAAAUUUUUUGUGCGAUAUAAACAAUUUGACUUUUUUCGGUUUAUCAAAGUUAAAAGUGAUAGAUUUGAGUACGAAUAAAAUCAUUGGCCUAACUUCGUCGGUUUUCCUGGAGCUAUGGGAUAUUGAGGAGCUUUAUUUGGACCACAACUACAUAGAAUUCAUCUCUAACAGAGCUUUUGAUGGAUUAAGAUUCUUAAAAAUUCUUAGUAUGGGACAUAAUAGACUCUCGAGAUUUCCAGCAGGUUUAUUUACAAGUGUGUUCACGCUUGUACAUCUCGAUCUCAGCUACAAUCGCCUAGAAACUCUCGUUUUUGAUUCGAUAGAACAGUUCUACAACAAUUUACUUCUCAAUGGAACAGUACAACUGCAAGGUAACAGAUUCAGUUGUGACUGCAGAUUGGACUGGAUUUACGUACUUUAUCAAAAAUCUACUCAAUCGCAUAUACGUAAAGCAUUGGAUGAUCUGGAAUGUUCAUUUUAUUCUGAUAGAGUUUCUUCUAAGGAUAGAGUUGAAAAUUUGGUGUGUCCCCCGGAUUUAGACAACAACAAAUACGCUGAAGACAUAAGUGUACAAAUGAACGAAAUUGGUAGUCAAAAAAUGAAUUUAUUGAGCAUUCCCGUGAAGCAGCUACCUUGUCCCGCAGAAUAUAGACCCACACCCAUUACAGUCAAACAAGGUUCACCGCAAGGAAGCGACAUGUCUACAAAUAUUGGUGCACAAUUCACAUUAAAUGUUCUUUUUAUUAUCGUUUUUAUCUUAUUUGUGUAAAAAGCGUUAACCUUUUUCAAUAAGGUUAGUCCAAAAUGCAAAGACUGAAUUCUAACGAUAUUAUUUACAGUUCAAUGGAAUGCUAUUAUUCUUUAACAGGUGUUUGAUAUGUACACAAUAUGAAAUUAUCUUGUAUUCAGAAAGGCACUGUCAUGUUAGUGAGUAAUUAUGUAUGUGAUAUUAUUCAGCAUUCAGUUUAUUCGGAAAUGCCGAAAGAAUGAGGAAAAUGGGAGAAUUCGUACAACGAUCGCAUCUUUCGUAGAAGGAAUGUGAAUUAAAUUUCGAAAUGAACUUUUUGUCAAAGAAAACGCUAUUCCAGCAGUUAUAUGCAUCAAAGAUUCAUUUCAACACAAUACUUGUUCACUUUAAACAAAUCAAAUGAGACAUUUCACAACUACUUGUUAUGUAUGAUAUUAAAAAGUACCUUUGCCUUUAUCAACUUCAAAACUGUUAUAUAUAAACACGUAAAAUUUAUGAAAAAAUUGUCAGAAGUUGUGGAGUUGUAUACUAAUAACCAAAAAUGGAUAAGGCAAUAAUGGGAAAUGAUGUUUAUGAUAGAGUGAAUCAAUUUUUGAGCUUUUAUUACUCCCACCAAUAAUCAGGAAUCAUACAGAGCCAACUCUUAACAAAACCACAAAAAUUCUGGGUUUUCCUUCGUUUGCAGUAUUUGCAGUAGCCUCUCUUGUUUGGAAAGGGAUCAUGUUGGUGUCAAAAACUAAAAAAAAAAA